AUGGCACUCGCGGACAUCCUUCUUUUGGUUUGCCAUUUCCCAUACGCUCUCAACAUCUACCCAACCUUCUACCGAAAGAAUUUUUCUAUAAAACCCAUGUUUUUUUCAUUCAAUGUCAAACAUUUUCUCGGCGUCUGCUUCGUGGUUAGCCGUGGCUGUCUCGUUCUAAAGGUUCAGCGGCAUUCGGUCGCCGAUGCACGCUCGAUUACAGUGGGGCAAUUCGCGUGUGUUACUGUCGAUCAUCUUGAUCCUUUUCGAAACCGCACUGAGAUCGGAAUCCGCCAAAGGCAAGAACGGAAAGUGACGCAAACAGUGGUGGCAAUUAUCACCUGUCACAUCUUCACACAUUUUCCCUCAUGCUUACCAUUUGUGUGGGAUUUGGCUGAAUCAAUCUGGCAGUUUCUUUCAUUGGCACCGGUUGUGCCAAAUCAAAAAAUUCGUUACAUUUCGUCAAAUAUCAUCAACUCGGUUCUGCUGAAUGGAUCCCACAAACGUGCGCAAAGUCUUCUCGCUGAUCAUCGAUCAGCUGGCCGGCGAAAUCGUAAUUUGGUGAAGACACAAUAUUUCUUGUCUACUCCUACUCCUCUACUCUGG
Mesorhabditis belari is the source of this 594-nucleotide messenger RNA. Lineage: Eukaryota; Metazoa; Nematoda; Chromadorea; Rhabditida; Rhabditidae. The record is from the annotation of a GenBank genome assembly.